AUGAUGAAUAAUCGAUUGCUGGUAAUUGUGAUGAUCGUGGUGGUCCUCGUGAGACAGUGCUACUCCAGGGAUCCACCGAAGGUGGACAUCCCCGACCAAGGAACAGUGAUGGGUGUGUUCAUGAAGAUGUUCAGAACUCAACGGGUAGUGGCAUAUCUUGGAAUUCCGUACGCCCAGGCACCGACAGGAGAUAAACGUUUCAGUCGUCCGGUGGUCGAUAAUCUGCCCAGUUGGGAAGGGGUUAAGAAUGCGUCCAGCUUUGAGAAGCAGUGCUGGUCGUCACCUCGAAGCAGCCACCGACGGCAUAACCAACUGUUUAUGGAGCUAAUACAGUCGGCCGAAGAAGGCGAAAAGCAGUACGACGAGGAUUGCCUGUUUUUGAAUAUUUAUGUCCCGGACGCUCCAAUGCCACAGGAGGGCUACUCCGUCCUGGUGCUCUUUCCUCCAGGCGAUUUCGACGGUGACACUCCGUUCAUGCUGAAUCCGUUCCAGAUGGUUUUCAAGCAAAAGCUGAUCGUCGUAACCGUACAGUAUCGGCUGGGCAUGUUUGGUUUUCUAACCACCGCCGAUACCGAAGCGCCGGGCAACUUUGGCCUGAUGGACCAGGCGGCUGCCCUGCUGUGGAUCAACCGGAACAUCAAGCUUUUCAACGGAAACGAAGCAUCCGUCACCCUCAUCGGGCACGGAACUGGCGGCGUAUGCGUCGGUUUGCUGCUUACUUCAGGCGAAUGGACAAAUGAUUUCUUCCAGAAAGCCAUCAUCAUGUCCGGCAGUGUUUUAACAGAUUCGAUGGUUAAAAACCCUCAAUCUUACUCGUCGGCACUAGAUGAAGUGGCUAGUAUAUUCGGUUGUAAUCGUAAGCCUACGUCGCAGCUAAUCACAUGCCUACGCAGAGUUCCGGGACCAGUGUUGGCCGAGAAUGCUCCGGCUGUAGACUGGGGACCGGUGGUCGAUAAAGAUCUGAGUAACGUGACUACACCGUUCAUUCCAGAACCUCCAAUAAUGCUAGCUCGCCAGGGUAAACUGAAAAAGGUUCCCUUGCUAAUCGGACAUACCGAUAUGGAAGAAGGUUUGGAUGUAGCGAUGGGAGAUGUUUUAGAGAAUGGAAUAGCAGUCGAAAUGUUUGAGACUUUACUGGGGGAUGCCGUUAUGAUGGAUUUAUCGCAAAUGGAUUUUAACGACACAAUUUGCGGAGGCAACAUGGAGAUUGUAAUGGAUGCCGUUCAAUUCCAGUAUAAUCCGUACCCUCCAACAACGGAUCCGAUGACUUUGAGGAGGCGUUAUAUAGAAUUUGCAACCGAGCGCAAAUUUGUAUCAUCCACGAUUGAGCUCGCGAUGGCAAUGACCGCACUUGCGGACACCUACGUGUAUCGCUUCGACAUUAAGCCCCGCACCGAAGCGGCCUUAAAAGGUGUGCCGGAGUGGAUGGGCGUUCCGCACAACUUCGAGCUAAUCUUCCUCUGGGGUCUUCCGUACUGGCUGAUGCUCGCCGAUCAGAUGCAGUGGGAUAGCGCGGAUAAACGCGUGUCUGACAUCGUGAUGACCCUAUGGGCCAACUUCGCCAAGUACACCAAUCCAACGCAAGUCGGUGUAUACAUCAAGUGGGAUAAGUUCACCAAUGACGAACCGGGAGUGCUGAUUAUCGACCGAUCGUUCAAUAUGAGCGACCACACGACGAUGAGCUUCAAUGCGGUCAAGUUCUGGAAUCACUACUACCCGAGUGUGAUCAACUUCGCUGCGCAGUGCUGCAAUUCCACGUACAACGGCGGCAGUAGUUACCACGAAAUGUUAAGUAGUUCCGUAGUGCAUAGUAUUGUAGUAGCGAAUUUUAUAUUGUUACAAUCAUUUAUUUACAUUCAUACGCAAACCCAUGUAAUCGAACGAGUACAGAAAAAAUUCUUACGUUUUGCUCUGCGCAAUUUGCCCUGGAACGAUCCGAUCAAUCUUCCACAUUACCUAGCUCGGUGA
Molecule: messenger RNA, 1968 nt
Organism: Sabethes cyaneus
Lineage: Eukaryota; Metazoa; Arthropoda; Insecta; Diptera; Culicidae
Product: neuroligin-4, Y-linked
Exons: 3
Coding region: 1-1968 (655 amino acids)
Biological process (GO): modulation of chemical synaptic transmission; neuron cell-cell adhesion; chemical synaptic transmission
Cellular component (GO): synapse; cell surface; postsynaptic membrane
Molecular function (GO): signaling receptor activity; neurexin family protein binding
Source: RefSeq, a predicted model, not a curated record